Molecule: messenger RNA, 2472 nt
Organism: Dibothriocephalus latus
Lineage: Eukaryota; Metazoa; Platyhelminthes; Cestoda; Diphyllobothriidea; Diphyllobothriidae
Source: the annotation of a GenBank genome assembly
AUGCCAAACCGAUUCCAGUCAGCGUCCGAAGGUCCACUUCUGAAGUCCUCCAAUGGCGAUGACUUCGAAGUUCUCCAAGUUGAUGUGAAACCACAUGAUCGCCUCCCUAUUAUCGAUCAACUCGAAAGAGCACUAAUCACCGCCCUCGUCAAUGUGGCUUCUCAGGCCUUGAAAAACGAGGUAUCGGACGUUUUUAAUAUCCUCUCGGGUUGCCUGCUGCGCCUGCUCUCCGCCUGGACAUCCGCCUUCGUGGAUGACUUCUCAAUGAGCGAAGCGGGCCGGUACCUCAUUGGCCUUCUGGCCUUGGAGCCGAACCUCUUGGGACGCACUGCCCCUAACACAUCCCUUGGCUUCCUUUCACUUCUGCGGAGAAAUUUGAAGAUUCUCGAAGCAGUCUUGUUGUUGCCCAGUUCGGAGGAGUAUCCUAUUGGCAAAACCUCCAUGACGCAGUCCACGGCUGCCAUUUUGGACGCGAUGCCCAACCCACAGCUAACCGUUGACCACAGUCUACCCGUAUCGCCGACCUCUAUCAGCACUCUCUACGACUGGAUUGAUAGCGUUACUUCACUUCAGCUAAACUCCCCGUCUCCCGGGCUUGAUCCAAAGUACACCAUUAACAGCGAUCGUCCGAUGGCGACGCUGAUUGAAAAUCGGCCUAUUUGCGAUGCAGCUGGUGGUGGUCAUCAGGAGACAACCGAGUUCCUGGACCAAUUGCGCCUGUUCUAUGACCAGGGCCAACACCAGUGGUUGGCAACCGUCUCACAGAUCAACUACAUCCUAACGGAGAGGGAUCACUUUCUGCAUACAUUGGCGGGGGCGUGUCAGCAGGCGCUGAAACUUUCAGGGCAUGCUGCUGACGCCUCAUCUUCCGUCAGUUGGUGGUGUCCUGCUCCCCCACCGGAACUCGGCCCUAUUUCGCCUAGAACCCGCCGCCAGCCGCCUCCAAUCUCUCUACACACCAUUUGUGACAGUUUGGUGGCGCCCUUCCCCACGCCUGUGGGCAACGCUAUGCGUAAUCGUUUAAUUCAGGCCCAGAUCACCUGGCUGCGUGGAGAGAUGUGCAAUUUUGACUACCUCAUGGUGCUAAACACUGUCGCCGGACGCACCUACAAUGACCUCACGCAGUAUCCCAUUUUCCCCUGGAUCAUCUCGGACUUCAACAGUGAAGUACUGGACCUGUCUAAGCCCUCCUCCUUUCGGAAUCUUCACCGGCCGGUCUCGGUGCAGACAGAGGCCAGAGCUGAGAAGCACCUCACAAAGAUUUCUGUCAAGGUUUGUAUCAUUGUCGUUCAAAUACCUAUUAGUCCCAGCAAACCACCUACUGCGAUUGGCGUGGUUUUUGCGAAUAACUAUUCACACUACGCUGAACUCUCUAAUUUCGCUGUGAUUAUCAAUGGCAACUUCGACGCUCCGGAUCGGUCCUUUCACUCAGUGGCCACGGAAUGGCAGCUAGCCACGAGUUCUGUUGCCUGCACGAAGGAGCUAGUGCCUGAGUUCUUCAUCCGACCAGACCUGUUCGCCAACUGGGAGAACUUCGAGUUGGGCAGUCGACAAAAUGGCUCCCCAAUUGACUGCGUAGUUCUGCCACCAUGGGCCAAGGGCGAUCCGCGUCUCUUUACUCUGGUCAAUCGGGCCGCCUUCGAGAGUACCUAUGUUACCGCCCAUCUUCCCGCUUGGAUCGACCUUGUUUUCGGCUACAAGCAGACGGGUCGCAACGCCGAACGGGCUCUCAAUCUGUACAACCCUUUUACUUACUUCGGUGCUAUUGACGUGGACGCAAUCGAGGACCCUGUCCGCCGGUGCGCUGUUCAGUCCAUGAUACGCAACUAUGGACAAGUGCCCAGACAGCUCUUCCCCAACCACCCCCAUCCCCGAAGGACAAUUGAUCCCCUCCGUGACAAUCUCACCAAGGAGGUGGCUGUUUCGGGCAAAGCGGCGGAAUUUCUGGGCUUCAUCUGGCUCAUUCGUCUCUUCCUCUCCUCCCUCCUUGCUCCUGCUGCCUCCCCCCUGCCGACAGAGGAGGGCAUGGUUAAUUGCGGCAACUGGGAUUCCUCAGUCGCGGUGGUGAACCCUCCCUCUGAGAUGGAUGAUAGCGAGGAAAGACAACAAGGGCUGACCCGGGGCCUCAACGUCUCCGUGGUGCCCCAGACCGCUGGCGCCCCCCUCGACACCGUUAUCGGACUCGCUUGGGGAAAGUGGGCCGGUAGCCCUGCAACCGAUCCGGUAACAUUUGCGCGCCUUCACUAUGCCCCUAUUGAUAGUGAUGCUGGUGGUAUUGAUUUUCCAUGCGCUUCGCGUUGUCUGGCUCACGAACCUCCAAGGAGAGUCAUUGAUGGGAAAGCAAAAAAGACUGUCUACUCCUAUCGGGCGAGCUUUCAACAUGACUGGGGCCCUUUGGCUCAGGCCUCUCAAUGGCUCUCUCACGCCUUCGGCACUACAGCUGCCCCAUGUUGUCACUGGCAGCAGCUUUAG